Molecule: messenger RNA, 1470 nt
Organism: Symbiodinium natans
Lineage: Eukaryota; Dinophyceae; Suessiales; Symbiodiniaceae
Source: the annotation of a GenBank genome assembly
AUGGCCAAGCAUACGCUGGGCGCUCGCAGCCUGGUCUGCCUCGCGGUGCUCUUUUACCAAGUCGGGCUUCUGGCCAAGUGGGACUUCAUCGGCCUGACAAGCAGGCUCUCUGUGAGGGCCGAUCCCCCUCGGCGGACCCUGCAAGCCACAGGGGGCUCCCAAGCAAAGGUCCUGGAGAAAGAGUUGCAGGAGGAGCUCGAGCAGGAGCCCAAGGAUGUGAAAGAUGUGAAGGAGGAGAGCAUGUCACGGGCAGCCCAGAAAACAGCCGAAACCAAGGAGCGGGUGGCCGAGAAGAAGCGCAGGAUGGAAAGCGAUGCGAAAGGAUCCAAAGGAGGCGAAGAAGAACCCAUGUUUGACAUGUUUGACGCCAUUGACUGGGCAGGAUAUGCCAAGCAAGCUCGGGAAAUGGCUGCAGAAGCUGGGAAGGAAGCUGCCAAACCAGGCGAGGCAAGCGCCGCCGCCCGUGCCCAAGAGUUGGCCUGGGGCUUCGCAGCCUCGGGCCUGGACGCUGCAGCCGAAGCUCCAGUGCUGGUCCCCGUUGCUGGUGCCACGCUCCUCCUGCUGCUGACUUUCUCCCUGACUUUCGGGCGCCCGGCUGAGACACCCCGACCGGUGCAGCGGCCUCAGGCAGCGCCUGUUCUGGUCGCUCAGACAGAAGCACCGGCAGCACCCAAGCGCCCAGUUACAGCUUCUACACCUGUGGCACCUGUGGCACCUGUGGCUCCUGCACCGGCCGCAGCCACUAAGCAGGAUUUGCCUUGGGCUCGCAACCUGGCCAAGUCUGCGAGAGAUACGUUGAAGACCGUCGCUGACGAGCUGCCUGCGGCCGUGCCGAUCGUGGAAGAAGGGCUGCCCAAAGCUGAGUCUGCCUUCAACUGGGUGUCAACUCUUACGCCGGAGAAUGCCCCAGAGAAGAUCGAGAAGGAUGCUCUGCCAGCAGCUGCGCAGCUUGCGGGAGAUGUUCUCCGAGCAGGAUUACGGGUUGGUGCCACAGGAUUGGACUUUGCGUCGCAGAACUUGCCAGCAGCAGAGGAGGCGUUGGGCAAGGCCGUAGAGAAGGGCCUGCCAGUGGCACAGUCCGCCCUGCGAGAUGCAGCAAAUGGCGUGCGGACUUUGGCCAAGGAGGGCCUUCCCGUCCAGCCGGAUGAAUCCAAUUCCGUCGUGCGUGCGCUGGUGUCGGCUGCGCCAGACGUGCUGUCAAGCACGGCCAAGGCGUUGGACGCCACAGCCGACGCAGCCCCACAGGUGACAGCAGUUGUUGGCCAGGCUGUGACACAAGUGACCCCCAUCGCACAGGCGACUCUUGGGGUUGCCUCGGACCUCGUCGAAGGGGCUUCGAACAUCCCUGGAUCAGCAGUUGAGCAAGCCGCCGGCAAGUUGGCCGACACGGUGAAGGCAACCUUACCAGAUGCCGCAUCCAACGCGAAGCAGUUGGUCGAGGCGGCUUCCACUGCCAUGACGAAGAAGUGA